Molecule: messenger RNA, 987 nt
Organism: Alternaria ethzedia
Lineage: Eukaryota; Fungi; Ascomycota; Dothideomycetes; Pleosporales; Pleosporaceae
Exons: 4
Coding region: 1-987 (328 amino acids)
Source: RefSeq, a predicted model, not a curated record
AUGGCGGAGGAGGAUACUGUAUCUGGAGAAGGGUGGAUCUCAGAUGAUAGCAGUUUCUAUGGUGACGAGGAUGAAAAACAACACCAAUCAAAAAAGUGUGAAAGCUUCAAGACCGGACCUUUCUGGCGCGCACAUGCCAAAGACCUAAACACAAUCGCGGCUGCCGCAAGAACACCAGCACCACCAUCAGAUGGAGCCGUGUCAGACAAGCAACCUGCGGCAAAGACUAACACCUUCGACAUGUCGGGUAUCGACCGCCAAGCUAUGGAGCAGGAGCGAUUAGCAAGACAAGGCAAGCGAAAGCGAGAGCCCUCACCUGUGUCAGCCUCGAAACUUGAAUUGUUCAAUCCUUUGGAAGGACAGGAUGAUGCGUGGCAGCUAGGCGAGCCUGUUGAUGACUUUGUCAGGCGACUUCCUCCAUACACAACCUCCAUCUCUACAUGUCCCUGGAUCUGGGCUGCUAAUCCGUAUCGCAAUCCUCGCGACAAGUCACCUUCGCCGCGCGUUCACGACUUUACAUCGCGUGGCACGGAGUUACUUCAACAGUCGCUCCAGACCCGCCACGACAUCCAGAAUGAAGGCGCGAAGGGGCCUAGGGGCAUGGUUACUAAACAGCUCCUCCAAGAGAGCAAAGCUCUACAAGAACGGAUCUCGGACCUUGCAAAGGACACGCAUGUUCUGUCCGGAAAGGUGGCCACAGACGACGGCAAGGACGAGCGACUAAUCUGUGUCUACACAAAGGACUUCCUGGACGCUGAUGAUGUACUGCGAGUACUCCAUGAGCUUGAGACCAUGGGUCUCAUCAACAUCGGCAGGACCAUUUACUACAAACCAGACGCCUACACUUAUCUGGAUCUUAGACGAGAGACGGCUGCAGCAUAUGGACUCCAAGCUAGUCUUUACAACUCACGAACUCUGUUGGCAGCUAACAAAGUUCCAAAGUCAUCCUCGUUUCCGCAGAAGAAGCAGUCGACGCUGAAGAAGUGA